Molecule: messenger RNA, 988 nt
Organism: Alnus glutinosa
Lineage: Eukaryota; Viridiplantae; Streptophyta; Magnoliopsida; Fagales; Betulaceae
Exons: 4
Coding region: 122-796 (224 amino acids)
Source: RefSeq, a predicted model, not a curated record
GUUUCUCAAUUUAAACCUAAGAGUCGGCCAAACGCCUCAGAAACUCUCCAUUUGAUUUUUCGGACCAACACAUCCUCAAACCCUCAGACUUGGAGCAUACAAAACCCAGAGAAGACCAUCAAUGGAGGAACCUGUGCGAGCCCAGACCACACCGACCCAACUCCCAAACCCUCCAACCACAGCCCAGUGUCCCCCUCCACAACCUCCUGCUCCCACUCCUCCUCGUCCUCCUAAGAGCAAGAAGAGACCGCUUGACACUAGUGUUCAUAUCCAUAAUCCCAGGUACUUCAAGAUGCGUGCUGUUCUUAAAGAGCUUCGUCCUCAUUUUAUCGAGACUAAAAACUUCAUGAUCAAAGGAUUUAAGGUUCUCCGGACCCGUGACUUUCGGAAUUGCGAGGCAGCUCGUGAAAUACGAGAACAGAUGAAGCUUCUCAUGGAACUGUGCAAAGAGAUCAGAGCAGAAACAGUUUCCAUAGUUAAGAGUAAGAAUGUAACAGAAAGCCAGCCUUUGUCAGGUGAAAACCGGGAGGGUCAAAAGCCACAAGAGCAACUCCAGGAUCUUAAGCCAAGGACGGAGCAGCCUCAAACAGAGACUAUAAUUUCAAAAUCAUCUGGGAGUAAAUCACUCUUGGGGGUUGCCUCUGAGAAGCAUACGGGUGAAGACGGUCAAAUUCCUGGGACGUAUGUUGUUGGAGGAUCAGCUUUCGGCUGGAAUUUCAUCACUUAUUUAGACAGCGAAUCAGUCUAUUAUGGAGUAACAAAAGAAGCAUUUCGAACAAGUAAUUCAGCAGAGUAAUUCCUUUGUAUUCCUUUUGCCAUUCUCGUUCUGUCUCUCUCUUUUGCACUAAUACGCUCAACAUUGACAGCUAUAAAUUCCUGGAACCUAUCCCAUAUCAUUAGUGUAAAGGGUUUUUCAUGAUUUUAUCACUUGCAAUGAGUAUAAUAUUAUUGUUACAAUGAGUUUACAAUGCAUUCCAGUUGAGAUCAA